AUGCCUUCACUUGAGUUACAACCAAGCUCUUCUCGAGCAGGGCAAUUCGAGGUGGCUCCAGGUGCCAAAGCCGACAUUGACCUCGUUGAGAGUGCCGGUGCCGGACAAGCCGCCACUUAUGAGGAGUCCGUUGCUGCUCGUCUCCCUAAAGCCCAUCGCGACUACUUACUGCAACGCCAUGGCACAUUAGAACUGGAUCCAAUUCCAGGCAUGGGCCCGGCAGACCCUUACAACUGGCCAGAAUGGAAGAAAAUGUCCAAUCUGAUCCUGGUAGCAUUCCAUGCUUGUAUGGGUACAUUUACAGCCGCCGCUAUCAUCCCCGCCUAUUCCGAAAUCGCCGCAGAGCUGGGAAUCCCUCUGCAAAAAGCGAGUUACUUGACUUCGCUCCAGAUCGCCAUUCUGGGAGGUGCACCCCUCUUUUGGAAACCCCUCUCCAACCGCUUCGGACGUCGACCUGUCUUCCUUUUGUCUCUUAUCUGCAGUUUAGUGUGUAAUAUUGGCUGUGCCAAGAGCACAACAUAUGCCUCUCUCGCAGCCUCUCGGGCCCUGGUGGCGUUUUUCAUCUCACCAGCAUCGGCCAUUGGUAGUGCUGUGGUCAUGGAAACAACCUUCAAGAAGGACCGUGCCCGCUACAUGGGUGUGUGGACCUUGCUCAUCACCCUGGGUGUGCCUACUGGACCUUUCAUCUUCGGUUUCGUGACAUACCGGGCGGGUUACCACUGGAUUUACUGGAUCCUGGCUAUGAUUAACGGUGCGCAAUUCUUCUUGUAUCUCCUCCUCGGCCCUGAGACCAGGUAUAUCGGCGGUGGAAUCGAGACGCAAGAGGCCAGCUGGAAGCAACAGUACUGCUCGCUUCGUCGUAUUGAUCCAACGCCAUUGACAUGGUAUGAAUUUGUCCGGCCCUUGACCAUGAUCCGCCACCCAUCUAUCGCCAUUCCUGCCUUUGCGUAUGCAAUGGUUUUCCUCUUCGGUAGUAUUCUGGCGACAGUUGAAGUGCCUCAGCUCCUGCAAGAGAAAUUUGAAUUAAACGCAGAGCAACUGGGUCUCCAGUUCCUUGGUGUUAUUAUCGGCUCCUUCAUCGGCGAGCAGUUGGGAGGUGUUCUUUCCGACCGCUGGAUGAGACGUCGCUCCCGCAGAAUCGAUGGCAAGGCAGACCCUGAGUAUCGUUUGUGGUUGAGCUAUUUCGGCUUCGCCCUGACCAUCAUCGGUGCCAUCAUUUUCCUCGUAUGCACACAGACUUCGCCCUCCGGUCAUUGGAACGUGACUCCCAUCAUUGGCACGGCCAUCGGCGCCGUUGGCAACCAACUUGUCACAACUGUGAUGAUCACGUACGCCAUAGACUGUUUCCCUCAAGAAGCUGCUAGUAUUGGUGUCUUCGUCACCUUUGUUCGUCAAAUUUGGGGUUUCAUUGGGCCAUUCUGGUUCCCAUAUAUGUUCGAUAAUGUUGGAAUAGCACCGAGUGCUGGUAUUGUAUCGGCAAUGAUCGUUGUGGCCAGUGUAAUUCCGACUAUCUUCUUGCACUGGCGUGGAAAGAGCAUGCGUCAUGAAGAAUAA
Penicillium angulare is the source of this 1554-nucleotide messenger RNA. RefSeq lists its product as uncharacterized. The record is from RefSeq and is a predicted model, not a curated record. Gene Ontology annotation, molecular function: transmembrane transporter activity. Gene Ontology annotation, biological process: transmembrane transport. NCBI's taxonomy places the organism in Eukaryota, Fungi, Ascomycota, Eurotiomycetes, Eurotiales, Aspergillaceae. The transcript has 4 exons. Bases 1 to 1554 code for a protein of 517 amino acids.